GCAUCUACGAUGGCCAUGAUAGCGAGUACCAACUACACAGUAGAUACCAACACCGUUUCCCUAGGGUGGUCGUUGACCUCACAUGAAAGUCCACAGUGGAUCGGGCGGGCGCCACUCGGCCGUGCCACAGCUGCCUGGAGCGGACAAAUCGCAACAGCCGCCUGCCGCGGGGUUCGGUUGCAAACAAGUCCAACAGCCAGACCAGCCCCUACCCACGUCUGCGUUGAUGCCCAGGAUUUCAGUCCAAAAUCCACCACGGAGGGGUGAACCGAUAGAGCCAGAGCAAGCAGGAGAGAAAAAUUUGCGAGGAAAAAGUGGUCGAGGUGGGGUCGUAGGUCGGCGCUCCGAGGACGAGGAACCAAGGAAAAGGCAGGAAAGGCAGGCUGAUCGCACUGAGUCGCUGGGCUGCAAGCGUGUCCAGUGCAGUCUGGAAAGGCUCCGCCGUGAAGAUUCUGCGUUGGUCCCGCACCUGAGAGGUGGGGCAAUUACCCCUCCAUGUCCAAUGAUAAGGACUGGUCGCCAAGGGUUGAAGCCCGCCCGCUAGUCGCCUUCUCGCUUGCCCCUCCAUAUAAGGAUUUCCCCUCCUCCCCCUCCCACAAAUUUUUCCUUUCCCUUUCCUCCUCGUCCGCUUCACACCUCUACGCAGUCGGCCGUAGU
This is a messenger RNA of Aspergillus ibericus CBS 121593, 657 nucleotides long. RefSeq lists its product as uncharacterized. The transcript is spliced from 2 exons. NCBI's taxonomy places the organism in Eukaryota, Fungi, Ascomycota, Eurotiomycetes, Eurotiales, Aspergillaceae. Bases 83 to 544 code for a protein of 153 amino acids. The record is from RefSeq and is a predicted model, not a curated record.